AUGGCACUAUUGGUAAUGAUGUUUGGUGAUUUUAAUUCUGUUCGAACUCAUGCUGAAAGGGUGGACUCUGAUUCCUUUGAUGUGUCCUCUGCCGUUGAUUUUAAUGAAUGUUUAGAAGAUAUUGAUAUGGAGGAUAUGGCUUCUAAAGGUUUCUGGUUUACUUGGACGAAUAGAAGGGUGGACUUGGCUUUGUAUAGAGUAGAAUUGACAGGGCUGCAAAGAAGGAUUCCUUUCAAGUUUUUCAGUUUUUGGAUGAAUCAUAAGAACUUCCCUGAUGUUUUGCUGGAUGCUUGGUCUAGGGCUGUGCAUGGUAAUCCUAUGGAUGCUUUGUCUCAAAAACUUAGGAAGCUCAAGCUCUUGUUAAAAGAUUUUAAUAAGGAGUUCUAUCGUGAUAUUCAGAAAAGGGUUGCUUUGGUUAAAGAGGAAUUAAGUAGUUUGCAAGUAGAUGCUCUUCUUAAAUACUCUGAGUUAGUUGUGGUAGAGGAAGGUUUUCAUAGACAAAUAUCUCGGGUGCAAUGGUUGGCUUUGGGAGAUCAAAACUCAAAAUUUUUUCAUAAAAAGGUUAAGAGCCAUAUAGUUCGUAGUAAAAUCCUUUCUAUUAGUGAUGAGAAUGGAUGGGCUUAUUCAAGAUGUCACUGCAUAGGAGAUCAAAAAGGCUAUGUUCGCUAUAAUGGUGAUAAGGCCCCUGGUCCUAAUGGGUUUAAUGCUAGUUUCUUUCAUAAGAAUUGGUCUAUAGUUGGUCUUGAUGUUGUGAAUGUUGUUACGUAUUUCUUCACACAUAAGUGUUUGCCUAAAGGUUGGAAUGCCACUGCAUUAACUCUUGUUCCUAAGUUGAGUUGCCCUCUUACUAUGAAGGAUUAUAGACCCAUUGCUUGUUGCAAUGUAAUCUAUAAGUGUAUUACAAAGCUUCUGGCUCUCAGAUUGCAACCCAUUCUUCCUCAUCUUAUUGAUCAGUCUCAAGCUGCGUUUGUCAAAGAUGAUUUGUUUUUGAUGUCUAGUGCUGAUUGUGGUUCUCUCUGUGUGUAUAAGUCUGCUUUGGAUGAGUUCUACUUGUUUUCUGGCUUUAAGCCCAAUUUACAGAGAAGUCAAAUAUUUUUCUCUGGAUUUGAUGAAGAUUUGAAAGGGGCUUUACUUGAUAUUCUCCCUAUUCCUGAGGGCCAUCUUCCAGUGAGAUAUCUUGGUGUGCCAUUGAUCUCUUCAAGGCUAAGGCAUAAGGAGGGGAAUACUGACACGAUAAGUUACAUCAUUGCUUACACCAAUAAUAAUACUUUACUGUUCUUAGUCAUACGUCUACUUUUACACAUACUAUAG
This is a messenger RNA of Rhododendron vialii, 1311 nucleotides long. RefSeq lists its product as uncharacterized. The transcript is spliced from 6 exons. NCBI's taxonomy places the organism in Eukaryota, Viridiplantae, Streptophyta, Magnoliopsida, Ericales, Ericaceae. The record is from RefSeq and is a predicted model, not a curated record. Bases 1 to 1311 code for a protein of 436 amino acids.